AAAGCUAACGGCUACAAUCCUGCUUUCUCUUCUCUCUUCCCUCUUCCACUUGUUUAUUGUUGUUAUCGGAGACAUUUAUCGUUAUCGAUUGAUAAAACCUCGGCGAAACAAUCGCUUCUCGCUGCCAAUCUUGGCAAACUCGAAAAAAAUUGGAGCUUUGCCGAGCAUUCAUCCAAAAAAGACUUGAUUUUUAAGCUCACUUCCUCUGCCUAUUCACCUCUGAUUCUUUCCUUUUUGGUAAGAAUCCGAUUAUCUAUUCUACCUGGUUUCCUUUUCUUUUUUUUUCCCUCGUAAUUUGAGGCCUUAUACAUUAACACAAGUUUUUAGCAUGCAACAAUCUGAUAAACCCAGGAGCUGAAAAGGUAAAAAAAAAUUUCUUUUUUGGCUUCUGGGUUUACCCAAUGAACUCCAUUUCGUUUUAGUGGAUUUUAGAUUCAAAAUCUAAAUCUCUUUCACCUAAAAUUUGUUGCUUUCUGUUUAGAGAGGGAGAGGGAGAAAAUGUCUGUUGUUGAUGUUGGUUUGAGUCCGAUUUUUAAAGAAUCAGGUCAUUUUCUUCCUGGUUAUUGUGGUCAAAAGGGACCAGUAAUCGAGGAUUCAUCGAUUCUAAUUUAUAUUAGCGUGGGUGGUUCUUCAAUUCCUAUGAGGGUUUUCGAGUUUGAUUCUAUAGCUGCAGUGAAGCUAAGGAUUCAGACAAGGAAUGGUUUUGUAGUGAAUAAGCAGAAGUUAGUUUUUGGAGGGAGGGAAUUGGCAAGAAAUGAUUCUCUUGUUAAGGAUUAUGGGGUCACUAGGGGCAAUGUCUUGCACUUGGUUCUCAAGCUCUCUGAUCUCUUGUUUGUCAUUGUAAGGACCAAUUGUGGAGAGGAAUUUGAGUUUCAUGUGGAUAGGUAUAGGAAUGUUGGGUACAUAAAGCAACGAAUAUUUAAAGAAGGUAAGGGAUUUGUUGAUGUUGAGGACCAGGAGAUCUUUUAUAAUGGAAAAAAGCUUGAUGAUCAGAAAAUUGUUGAUGAUAUAUGUAAUGAUAAUGAUGCUGCCAUCCAUUUGUUGGUUGAAAAAUCUGCCAAAGUGAGGGCUAAGCCUUUGGAAAAGGAUUUUGAGAUUUUGGUAGUGGCAGCAAAUUCCACUGAGAAGAGAGAUAGGUCAAUUGAUGGAGGAGAGAACCGAUCCGAAGAGGUUCCUGUUCUCUCAAAGGAGCGAUCUGGCAGAAAUUUCAUGCUGGAACCGGUUAUUGUUAAUCCUAAGGUGAAGCUGAAUUCGGUUUUUUGGAACAUGAUUAACUCUGCACUUGAUGGAUUGGAAAAAGGUAAUGCACCCAUCCGAUCUUCUGAGGGAACAGGAGGGACUUACUUUUUGCAGGAUCCAUCAGGUCAGGAGUUUGUAUCUGUUUUUAAGCCUGUUGAUGAGGAGCCUCUGGCUGUGAAUAACCCCCAGGGGCUGCCCGUGUCAUCGAAUGGUGAGGGUUUAAAAAGGGGGACAAGGGUAGGAGAAGGAGCAUUGAGGGAAGUUGCGGCUUACAUAUUGGAUCAUCCAAGGAGUGGUCCACGGGCAGUAAAUGGAGAAACUAUAGGCUUUGCUGGGGUCCCCCCUACAGUCAUCGUUCAAUGCUUGCACAAAGGAUUUAACCAUCCAGAAGGGUUUGAAAAUGCAACGGAGUAUGCCAAGAUCGGGUCUUUACAGAUGUUUAUGAAGAACGAGGGGAACUGUGAGGACAUCGGUCCCGGGGCUUUCCCGGUGGAGGAGGUGCACAAGAUCAGUGUGUUCGAUAUAAGAAUGGCCAAUACAGAUAGGCAUGCUGGGAAUAUAUUGAUUAGCACAGGGAAGGAUGGUCAAAUAAUACUCAUUCCAAUUGAUCAUGGUUACUGCUUGCCUGAAAAAUUUGAAGAUUGCACAUUUGACUGGCUUUACUGGCCACAAGCCCGCCAGCCGUACUCACCCGAAGUUGUUGACUACAUAAACUCACUGGAUGCUGAACAUGACAUCGCACUAGUGCAAUUCUAUGGGUGGAAUAUUCCUCUUGAGUGUGCCCGCGUCCUUCGUAUCUCCACUAUGCUUCUGAAGAAAGGGGUAGAGAGAGGUCUCACUCCUUUUGCUAUCGGAAGCAUCAUGUGUAGAGAGAACUUGAAUAAGGAAUCUGUGAUCGAGGAGAUUAUUCGUGAAGCAGAAGAUUCUUUGCUCCCUGGUAUGAGUGAAGCUGCAUUUCUCGAAGCUGUCUCCAAUAUCAUGGACUACCGACUUGAUGAAUUCACAGAAUAAUAAAUUCCGUUUAGGUCAUGCAUUCUAUCUAGCUUGACAAAUUCCCAAUGGAGGAGUAUAUAUGUACGUAUCAUUUAAAUUACUAGUCCAUUUUUGGAUGGACUGUAACGUGGAUGGCUUAUCUUGGUCAUGAAUGAGCCUAACACUUCGAAUUUUCUUUCACUUCUGUCAACUUUGUUUGGGAUAUUGUACUGGGAUGGUGAACAGAAGUUUAAAACUAUGAAUAACAAGUGUUAUGCCUAGAUUAUACUAA
Messenger RNA from Populus nigra (black poplar), 2503 nucleotides. RefSeq names its product phosphatidylinositol 4-kinase gamma 2-like. The coding region runs from base 499 to 2250 and encodes 583 amino acids. Gene Ontology annotation, molecular function: protein binding. The record is from RefSeq and is a predicted model, not a curated record. The transcript is spliced from 2 exons. Lineage: Eukaryota; Viridiplantae; Streptophyta; Magnoliopsida; Malpighiales; Salicaceae.